This is a messenger RNA of Rangifer tarandus platyrhynchus (Svalbard reindeer), 1047 nucleotides long. The record is from the annotation of a GenBank genome assembly. Lineage: Eukaryota; Metazoa; Chordata; Mammalia; Artiodactyla; Cervidae.
AUGGAAGAGAAGUACUUGCCUGAGCUGAUGGCAGAGAGAGACAGCCUGGACCCGUCCUUCGUGCACGCCUCGCGCCUGCUGGCCGAAGAAAUUGAAAAAUUUCAAGGUUCUGAUGGAAAAAAUGAAGAUGAAGAAGAGAAGUAUCUUGAUGUCAUCAGCAACAAAAAUAUAAAGCUCUCAGAAAGGGUAUUGAUUCCUGUCAAACAGUAUCCAAAGUUCAAUUUUGUGGGCAAAUUGCUCGGACCGAGAGGAAACUCUUUGAAGAGGCUACAGGAAGAAACAGGUGCUAAAAUGUCUAUCCUGGGCAAAGGAUCAAUGAGAGAUAAAGCAAAGGAAGAAGAAUUAAGAAAAAGUGGGGAAGCCAAGUAUGCCCACUUGAGUGACGAACUUCAUGUAUUAAUUGAAGUGUUUGCUCCACCGGGGGAGGCUUAUUCACGUAUGAGUCACGCAUUGGAAGAGAUUAAAAAAUUUCUGGUUCCAGACUAUAAUGAUGAAAUCCGUCAGGAACAACUACGUGAAUUAUCUUACUUAAAUGGCUCAGAGGACUCUGGUCGUGGCAGAGGUGUUAGAGGCAGAGGGAUAAGAAUAGCUCCCACAGCUCCAUCAAGGGGACGUGGGGGAGCCAUUCCUCCUCCCCCACCACCUGGACGAGGCAUUCUCACCCCUCGAGGGACCACUGUGACCCGUGGUGCUCUUCCAGCACCCCCUGUAGCGAGAGGCGUUCCUACCCCGCGAGCCCGGGGGUCACCCACCAUGCCAGGAUACAGGGCACCCCCUCUGCCAGCCCACAAGGGGUACGAAGAGUAUGGUUAUGAUGAUGGCUAUGGGGGUGAAUAUGAUGAUGAGACCUAUGAGGCUUAUGACAAUAGCUAUGCCAUCCAAGCUCAAAGUGUUCCUGAAUACUAUGACUAUGGUCAUGGAGUAAGUGAGGAUGCCUAUGACAGCUAUGCGCCAGAAGAAUGGGCCACAACUCACUCCAGCCUGAAAGCACCUCCAUCAAGGUCAGCCCGAGGGGGAUACAGGGAGCACCCCUAUGGUAGAUACUGA